AUGGCGACGGACGACGCUGUAUCCGCGCAUGCGCACCGUCUCGAUGAAGUGCACGACACAGUUAUUGAAGCCACCGACGCGUCCCUCACCCAUGAAGAAGACGACCCCAGACCCAAGACCGCCGACAAAGAAGACGCAGACUCAUGCCGCAUAUGCCGUGGUGAGGGAUCUGUGGACGAGCCUCUGUUCUACCCGUGCAAGUGCAGUGGCAGCAUCAAGUAUGUCCACCAGGAGUGCCUCAUGGAGUGGCUGUCCCAUACACAGAAGAAGCAUUGCGAGCUGUGCAAGACUUCGUUUCGCUUCACCAAGCUCUACCACCCAGGCAUGCCGAACCGCAUCCCGACCGCCGUCUUCAUGCGCCGUGCCGCCCUGCACGUCGUCAACAUGUUCCUGACCUGGUGUCGGGCGGUACUGGUCGCUUGCGUCUGGCUGCUCGUCCUUCCGUGGUGUAUGCGCGUGGUCUGGCGAAGCCUUUUCUGGGUCGGUGACGGGGGAUGGUCGCAUGACAUGUACUUGGAGUCGACAGAGGCAGUAGAGAACUCCAGGCUCACUUCCUUCAACAUGAGUGCCUUUCGCGCUCCAGCCGACAAGAUCAGCACUGCUGCUAACGAGAGCCGCUCAUCGUCGGAUUCUUUCCUCUCGGUGCCAUUCGGUUCCUAUAACGCAUCGGCCCCCGAGCUUGCCGUCUGGACUUUUACUAAGCGCCUGCUCUUUGGCUUUCCAUUGCCACUCGCGUCCCUAUCAGUACCCCAUGUCAACCAGACGUCCAUUAACGCGACCUCCGACCCGCUUGGUAUCCGAAGUCCUUCUUUAUUGUCGGACGUGCCCUUCUUCAACUGGUUCGAUUCGCAGACUGCAAACCGUUUCAUCAUCGAUGUGCUAGAAGGUCAAAUCAUUACCUUACUAGUCGUUGUGGCAUUCAUAUUGAUAUUCCUUAUUCGGGAAUGGGUCGUCCAACAACAACCAGUGAUCAACAUGGUUGCACUUCGCGACAAUGCGGCUGCACAACUGGCUGCAGAUCAUGAAGCGGGGGCCCAGAAUGUUCCGGAGGACAACAAUGAAGAUGAUGACGAGGAAGAGGAGGAUAGCGAUGAUGACGAUAACGAUAAUGAGGCAGCACAGGCAGCUCACUAUGAGGCCAUUCAGACUACGGAUACUGCACCCGCCCCCAGAGACCCAGAUGAUCUCUUCAGACCUGCGAACACAGUCGCUCGACGGGACAACCCUCGCUCCUCUGACCAUGAAGCUGGAGAAUCGUCUCGCGACGCAGUCAACGCACCACCCGGAAGCAACUCACUUCAAUCUGCGAAGCCGACGACUGAAGCUAGUAAUGCUGAAUCAUCCAGAAUGCUUGAAUCUUCACAAAGACCACUUAUGCCAGAAAGGGACCAGUCAUUUGUUGCCACUGGGAUUCGGCGCAGCCUAGAAGAGGGCAACGACUGGUCGUUCGAGAACGUUCCACAGAGACCGCAAGGCACCAAUGCUGGGACAGUUGACAUUCCCAACUCUUGGGAGGACGAAUAUCCUGAAGACGCAGAGGGGCAAGAUAGUGAGCAUAGUGGUGAAAGCUGGCAACAAGUUGCCGAUGUUGUCGCAGAUACCGACUCCGACCAAGUGCUGGAAGGAGGUAGGUCGCGAGACAAGGGCAAGGCCAAAGCCGAUGAUGAAACGGGCGCAUUUCUAUCCGAGCCUGAUCUUCAAGAGAACAACGACCUGCAUACACCAGUUGCGAACGCGGUAGAGACGACUUCCGACAUCGACGCCUCUUCUGCAAAGUCGCAACAAGGGUCAGAGGCCUCUUUCGAUUUUCCAGACUCUGAGGAAGAACAGUCAGGUCAAGAAGAGGCUACCGCCGCUCCAACUUCGGGUGAGACGUCUGGGCCUCAGGCUGGAGCUGUUCUGCUGCCACAGCCACAGCCAGGUGUGAUAGAUCAGGCGUUGGAAUGGAUGUUUGGUGACGUUGCACCUGCCGUACCUGCAGCGGAAGAGCCCAGAAACGACGAGCACGUAGUUCGCGACCUUGCGGACGAGGCUCCGUUUGUGCCUUUUGCAGGGAAUGAGCCACAAGUUCCCGUUGAGCCUCCAGCCCCGGAUCCUGACGUUGCUGCUGCCGCUGCCCGAGCUGGCAUCGAUGUCAACGACCAAGAAGCAAUAGAAGACGCAGAGGACCUUGAAGGUAUCCUUGAGCUCAUUGGCAUGCAAGGUCCAAUCAUUGGACUUUUCCAGAAUGUCCUGUUCAGUGCAGUGCUGAUCUCCGCCACUUUGGCCUGCGCCGUAUGGUUGCCUUACCUGUGGGGCAAAGUAGUCAUUCUAUUCAUGGGCAGCCCUGUCGCACUUCUUGUCAAGCUCCCGUUGCAGCUCAUUGCCACGGUGACGGACCUGAUUGUAGAUCUUGCACUAGUGGUCAUGGCUGGCAUUACGUAUUGGGGUUCACAGCUAGUCUCGACGGCUGUACAUCUUUGUGCGAAAGGCAAUUUCCCUCAGUCUGUGGACAGUCGGCUGGCCUCCAUGUCGGCCACCAUGCGAACUCUUGCAGAGGGCGCCAUGGAUCUCUCCGUUGACACCCCGGCCGGACUAUUUCAGACUAUCGGUCAACUCCCAUAUGGCACUGCGGGCACUCCAGAAUUCUACAUCAGCUGCGCUGAACGAAACGAGUGCUUUUGCAAAUACGUUCCUGGAGCAGGCGUCCUCCGAUUCCCCUAUCAAAUUCCUAUGGAGGACCAUUUCCGGACUACCCCAGGUCCUCCAGAUUGGAGUGUAUCUUUCAUCUGGACCUCAAAAUCAUACAAGAUCACUCUUGAUGUGGACUUGGGCCACAGUGCAACUGCUGAUUACACUGCAGUGGAGCGCUGGACAGCCAGUGAUCGCAUGGUCGCCAUCUUCGCUGGCUACGCCUCUUUUGCAGUGGCUGGCGCUGUAUACCUCAAACGCGGAUCAUCUUUCAGCACCUCGCAACAGGGUCAGAGGAUCGAGCGCAUCAUUUCUGAUGUUCUACAACAAGCCGGUGGGGUGCUCAAGGUCAUCUUGAUCAUCAGCAUAGAGAUGCUGGCUUUUCCACUGUACUGUGGUCUUCUCCUCGAUCUCGCCAUGCUCCCACUCUUCAAGAACGCUACCCUCUAUACUCGCUGGCAAUUUGCUUGUAAUAGUCCAUGGACAUCUGGCUUCGUACAUUGGUUCAUUGGCACCUGUUACAUGUUCCACUUCGCAUUGUUCGUCUCUAUGUGCCGCAAGAUCAUGCGCAAGGGCGUACUCUACUUUAUUCGCGAUCCAGACGAUCCGACGUUCCAUCCCGUCCGCGACGUUCUCGAGCGCAGUGUCACUACUCAGCUGCGCAAGAUAGCAUUCAGCGCUUUGGUGUAUGGCGCACUGGUCAUUGUCUGCCUUGGAGCCGUGCAACAUCUGGUGUGCUCCCAAUCCAUUGGACGACCGAGGCUCCAUCUCUUGAAUUUCCAUUGGAUCUCCUCUUCUAUCAACUUCUUGACUCCUGUUAUCAUCAAGGCGUACAAGCCGAGCGACAGCAUACAUGCCAUAUACAAAUGGUGCUUCAUGAAAUGUGCUCGCAUCUUGAAGCUCCACAGUUUCCUCUUUGGUGGCACGAUUGCCUUCGGGGCACCAAAGAACGGUCGAUAUGUCCGUGCUCCUGCAUCGGAUCAAGCCCGCAUUCCCAAAGGUCAACCUGUCUUUGUUGAUGUCGAUCACAACAACGUGCGCCGAGAUGGAGUCACUGUGGGCGGCGUCCACAACUCGGAUCUGGUGACCAUGGUCUACAUUCCGAACUGGUUCCGUGUUCGCAUCUUCGCAUUCGUCAUCACAAUAUGGAUACUGAUGGGUCUGAGUGGCGUUGGUGUCACAAUUCUGCCUAUGCUCCUGGGUCGGUAUCUAUUCUCUCUCGUACUCCCAGAUACAGUCGAGAUGAACGAUAUACACGCCUUCUCGCUUGGCGUGUACACACUGGGCAGUAUCGCUUACUCUGGCUACCACGCGUACAAUUUCAUCUCGAGCCUCAACCAGCCGGUCCCGUCACCACUCGCAACACUCCAAACGAUCGCCACCACAACUUCCCGUGUCGGCCUGCGUGUCCUUCGCUUCACGUACGUUUGGUUCGGUCUUGUAUUCGCUAUUCCCCUCGCAUUCGCUAUCCUCAUUGAACUUUACUUCCUCAUGCCACUACAUGCCUACCUGGGCCCCGGAGAACCCCACGUUGUGCACCUCAUCCAAGACUGGAGCCUAGGCUUCUUGUACUCGCGCGUUGCUGCUCAGAUGAUCUUUGCGAAUCGCCAGUCUCGUCCCGCCCGAGCUUUCAAUGCGGUCAUCGCUGACGGAUACCUCUACCCCAAUGCACGCAUCGCAACGCGCUGCUUCCUACUUCCAAUCGCAGCCCUGUGGCUCAUCGCCAUUGCUGUUCCCUCUUCACUUGCAUACACGACAUCUUACACCAUGUACGCUGGAGCGUCCGAGCAGACGCGUAACAUGGUCUGGCGCUUCAGCUUCCCAGCUGUCGGACUCAGCAUCGUGGCCAUGUGGGCGAGCAAAGAGGCGGUCAGGAUGUUGACGCGCUGGAGACUUGUAGUGAGGGAUGAGGUGUAUCUUAUCGGAGAGCGGUUACAUAACUUUGGAGAGAGGAAGGCUGGAACGCAGAGUCGGGCGACGGAAGAGGCGAUUAGUGCGGCAGGAAUGGAGGUCAGGUAG
This is a messenger RNA of Parastagonospora nodorum SN15, 4689 nucleotides long. RefSeq lists its product as hypothetical. The coding region runs from base 1 to 4689 and encodes 1562 amino acids. Gene Ontology annotation, cellular component: endoplasmic reticulum membrane. NCBI's taxonomy places the organism in Eukaryota, Fungi, Ascomycota, Dothideomycetes, Pleosporales, Phaeosphaeriaceae. The record is from RefSeq and is a predicted model, not a curated record. The transcript has 4 exons. Gene Ontology annotation, molecular function: zinc ion binding.